GUUAAGUCUCCAAACCUUAGCUUAAGCGCCUUCCGCCACCGCCCAUCGCUGGCCCUUGAACGCCGCUACCGCCCACCGCUGGCCCUUCAACGCCGCCACCGCCACCCGACUAUCCUCCUCCUAAAAUGUGCCGCUUCUCUCACCAUGAGCCAGCUCCUCCAACUACACGCCCGCCUCAUCACCUCCCCUCCUCCCCCCGAGGCCGUCGACCCCAACCUCGUCGCCGUCAAGCUCAUCUGCGCUGCCGCCGAACGGUCCGACCCCCGCCACGCCGCCCUCGUCUUCCACGUCCUGCGCGAACCCAACAUCGUCGCCUGGAACUCCCUCCUCCGCGCUCUCGCCCUCCACCGCCUCCACCCGGCCGCUCUCCACCACUUCCGCCGCCUCCUCGCUUCCGGCUCCCCCGCCCCCGACGAGUUCACUUUCACCUCGGUCCUUAAGGCCUGCGCUGGUCUUCUCGCCCGUUCGGACGGCGAGAUGGCGCACGCCCUCGUCCUCAGGCGUGGCUUCGCCAGCAACGUCUUCGUCGGCAACUCCCUCAUCGAUAUGUACUUCAAGUUCGGCCGACCUGAUAAUGCUCAAUCCCUGUUCGACGAAAUGCUCACAAGGGACGUCGUCACCUGGAACAGCCUCUUGUCAGGAUACUGCUCCCGCGGCCAUUUAACCACGGCGAGGAGAGUGUUCGACGAAAUGCCCGAGAGAAGCAUGAUUUCAUUGUCCGCGAUGAUCACAGGCUACGCUCAGACAGGCAACUUGGACGCAGCCCGUGAGAUAUUCGACGAGGCAAUUGAUACAAACGUUGGCUGCUGGAAUGCCAUGAUUUCGGGAUAUGCUCAGAACCAGAAGUUCUCAAAGGCCAUCGCACUCUUUCGCCAGAUGCUCAACUCACACUCAGUGGAACCCAAUGAAGUCACACUUGUGAGUGUCCUCUCAGCCUGCGCUCACUCAGGUGCCCUCAACUACGGGAGGUGCAUCGACCGAUUCAUCGAGACGAAAUCGAUGAGGUUAAGCCUCUUCCUUGGCAAUGCACUAGCAGACAUGUAUGCCAAGUGUGGAUGUAUCGCCGAGGCCAAAGCAGUGUUUGGCAAAAUGAAGGAAAGGGAUGUCAUAUCUUGGAACACGAUCAUCACUGCCUUGGCCAUGCAUGGCCAUUCAGAGGAGGCAAUCUCAAUGUUCCACAAGAUGUUGGAUCGAAGUUUAAGGCCUAAUGACAUUACUUUCAUGGGAAUUUUAUCAGCCUGCACUCAUGCUGGUCUGGUGGAUGCCGGGCUUCGGUAUUUCGAUACGAUGAUCAAGGUGUUUGAAGUUUUGCCGCAGGUCGAACACUAUGGAUGCAUAGUGGAUCUUCUCAGUCGAUCUGGGCGGCUUGAUGAAGCAGAGGAUUUGGUUUAUUCGAUGCGGGUGGCACCAAAUGAAAUUGUCUGGGGUGCUUUGUUGGGUGGUUGCAAGAUCUACAAGGACACAAGCAGAGGCGAACGGGUAGUUCAGCGCAUACUCGAGUUAGACCCUAAGCACACCGGCAGCUAUGUGUAUCUGGCAAAUUUAUACGAUAGGAUGGGUAGAUUUGAUGAUGCGGCAAAGUUAAGUUCGAUGAUGCGAAAUAAUGGAGUGGUAAAGACUCCCGGCUGCAGUUGGAUUGAGGUCGAUAACACGGUACAUGAGUUCCUCAUGGGCGAUCAUUCUCACCCGCAAACCGAAAAGAUUUACGCAAUGGUUAGCACAUUGAGUGUUAGAAUGAAGCUAGUGGGGUAUGCGCCCGACACAACGUUAGUAACUCAAAGGAUAGACGAGGAGGAGAAGGAGAAUGCACUCUCGAUGCACAGCGAGAAGUUAGCAGUAGCUUUCGGGCUCAUCAGCACGAAGGAUCACAGCACCAUCCGUGUCGUGAAAAAUUUGCGGGUUUGUGAUGAUUGCCAUCAGGCAAUGAAGGUUAUUUCAAAGAUUGUCGCGCGGGAGAUCGUCUUGCGUGAUCGAAGCCGAUUCCACCAUUUCAAAGAGGGGCAAUGCUCUUGUAAAGACUACUGGUAGUUGUCCAAAAGUUGAGAUCAAUUCAGCCUCUGAAUGAGAUAGGCCACUUAUUAAGUAUUUAAAAAUAUUUUACCUUAAUUUUAAAAUAUUUAUUUUUUAAAAAAGUAAUUUAUUAGACACUAAAACUAUUUUUUUAGAUAAAAUUA
Zingiber officinale is the source of this 2174-nucleotide messenger RNA. Its product is annotated as pentatricopeptide repeat-containing protein ELI1, chloroplastic-like. The transcript has a single exon. The record is from RefSeq and is a predicted model, not a curated record. Lineage: Eukaryota; Viridiplantae; Streptophyta; Magnoliopsida; Zingiberales; Zingiberaceae. Gene Ontology annotation, molecular function: protein binding; RNA binding; zinc ion binding. Gene Ontology annotation, biological process: RNA modification. The coding region runs from base 145 to 2028 and encodes 627 amino acids.